CCAGAACUCUUCUUUCCAAGUGCUCUCCUUCCUCCACCGUGGGUAACGGAUCCGCGCCGGGAUUUCCUUUCAAAGGUGACUUAUAACCUCUUCAUUAGGGUAGAUCUCUCCUGGGCACUAAUGGCGUGUUUGGCAGAGUCAGCGAAAUGCUGUUUGUGAGUUCGUUUUGAGUGAGGGGGAGCUCUCAGCUCAAAGGGAGGAAAAUAAACAGUGUCAUUCGCCGCAAGACGCCGCAUCGGGCACGACAGCCGGCGUCCGCCGCUGCUGCAGCUGCGUGUGGGGCGGGCAGUGCGGGCCAAUGCGCACAGCUAACAGGUGCCAUGGAGUUGAAAAAGGAAAACUGUGAAAUAACCAUAGAUAUGCUCCUUAUAGUUCACUCCGAGAAGAGACGGACUGUGCAGAGAGACAGACCGACGGAUCCGGCCACUUCGCUGCAGUGCCGAGGCUUCCAGGGAAUCGGAAAUGGAAACCGAAGACGGCACAAAUUUGAAGGAAAGGAUCUUCACGGAAACGUGGCCCAGACACAGCACCAGCAGCAGACACAAGUCAUCACGUCCUAUGACAACCAAGGAACUCACCUAACUGUGGAGAUACACCCCCGAAACAAAACACCCCAGCUCCUGAAGAAAUUCUCCUUUGACAAACGUUUCCAAGGCGAUAGGAAUGGAAACACAAGACCACAACAGCCAGGAAGGAAAGAUGCUCAUGCUUAUCCCUGGGAUCGGUCUAGUCUGAAAUCCAUGUCAUUAGACCUAAGACAGUUUGAAAAACUCGAUGCAUAUGCCUCCAAGGUGAAUGUCAAGUCUAGUUUGGAAGAACUCGUGAAAGACUUGCUCCAGGAAGCUCAUACAGAUCUGGAGAAAGUCAGAGCCAUUUGGAUAUGGAUAUGCCACCACAUAGAGUACGAUAUUGUGGCUGCCCAGGAGAAGGAUCGCCGAUCCUACAAGCCCACUGACAUCCUGCAGAGCCAGAAGAGCAACUGUGAUGGCUAUGCGGAGCUCUUUGAGAAAAUGUGCAGGAUUGCAGGGGUGCAUUGCAUGACAGUGGCCGGAUAUUCCAAGGGCUAUGGCUACCAAACUGGACAGAGUUUUUCAGGGGAAUAUGACCACGCCUGGAACGCAGUUUACCUGGAAGGAAGAUGGCAUCUAUUGGACAGCACUUGGGGAAGUGGCUUGGUGGAUCCUGCUACCACCAAAUUUACCUUCAUAUACAAUGAAUUUUAUUUCCUCACCCACCCUGCCCUGUUCAUCGAGGACCACUUCCCGGACAACAAGAACUGGCAACUCCUGAAACCUGUCCAGUCUCUAAGACAAUUUGAGACCAACAUGUACCAUAAGAGUGAAUUUUACAACAAAGGAAUGCUGGCAGCACACCCCGAGACAUCAGUCAUCAAGACAGUAAAUGGAAAAGCCACCAUUUCCAUUGAGAGCUGUUCUCCAACACUCUUCAUGUUCAUGCUCAAUGGAAAACAGGAAAAUGGUAUAAUGACUUUCAAGAAGAAUGGGAUGAAGCUGGAGGUAUACCCCCAGACCACUGGUACCCACAAGUUACAGAUCUUUGCUAAAGGCACCUCAGACCUCUACAGCUCUGUGCUGGAAUAUACCCUGGAGUGCAACUCAGUAGACAGGAGCAUCCAGCUUCCUUCUGAACUCCACCAGCCUGUGGGUCCCAGCUGGUUCUCUGAGCAGGCAGGCAUUCUGAAGCCUUCACACCCUGAUCCCAUCAUCCAUACCAAGGAUGGGCGCUGCUCCAUCAGCUUUGGGGUGGAGGAGGGCAUCAGUGUCUUAGCCUCAUUACAUGGCGAUGAAAAAAUAACCGAGGAGACACAACGACGUUACAUCUUCCAGCUCCAUGGGGAAAAAAGAACAGAGCUGAAAGUCCAACUCCCUUAUGCAGGGAAAUUUGCCCUGAAAAUCUUUGCCAAGAAGAGAAUGGAUCCAGGUAACUAUGUCUUCAUCUUCAAUUACCUCCUCUGUUGCUCUAAUACUAAAGUGAAAUGGCCCGUGUUCCCAGAGAGUUUUGGCAACUGGGGUCAGGACAAUGAGCUUCUGGAGCCUCUGUCUGGGGUGCUGCCAGCCAACCGGAAUAUCCCAUUUAAACUGAAGCUUCAUGGGGUAGCAGAAGCAUUAGUGAAAGGGCAGGACACAUGGCCUCUGACGCUGAGCCAGGAUGGCUACUGGGAGGGCACCUGUAACACUGCCGGCUGCCGAGAAGUUUACGUCAUGGUCUUGGAGAAUGCUAACCAUAACUUCUACUCCUACAUCCUGAAAUACAAAGUGACAGCCCAAUGACGAUCCUUGAUCUCCCUCUGCUCCUUCUUUUUGGAUGGACAUUUCUCAUUUUUCCAACUCAGCCAAGUUAGAAGAGUAGGCUGAGAAGAGAGAAAAGGAAGGGAAGAGAGAGAGAGAGAGAGAGAGAGAGAGAGAGAGAGAGAGAGAGAGAGAGAGAGACAGAGAGAGAGACAGAGAGAGAGACAGAGAGAGAGACAGAGAGAGACAGAGAGAGAGACAGAGAGAGACAGAGACAAGGGAUGGGAGCUAACAUAGACAGCAUCAUCAAGAAACAGAAAGGACCUGAAGCGCCAAUUUCUAGUCCUUAUUCUGCCUUGUGCAAACUCACUGAAUGAUCUUCAUAAAGUCACUUAUACACUCAGUAAUUCAGUCUUCCUUUUUGCAGAGGGGAUAAUGAUACUUAUACCCUAUUCACUUUUCAGGGAAGUUGUGAGAAUAACUGAUCGAGAUGAAGGUGCUUUAGAAGAAAAGGUGCUAUAUCCAUCCAAGGUUUUGUGAUCAUAAUAAAACCUUGUUAUAAUAUUGAAGUGGGGGAACAAGGAUAGUGACCAUGUUAUAGGGUUUCCUCAUUGUAAAGAGAGAAUUGCCCUUGAUGUUCGGGGUCCGUGAAAUGAUCAACAGUGUCAAUCAAAGGUAUUCAGUACCAAAGAACAGAAGCACAUCUUAUUAGUGUAGAGAAUUCUGGACUCACUGAAAACACACACACACACACACACACACACACACACACACACACACACACACUUCUCCCAAGUCCAACAAGACAGGUGCAAAGCUUCCAGACAGUAGCCCUUCUGCCCCAUUCCCUCUCCCUUUUGCCUCCCUUUGCUGGCAUCCAGACAAGACCCCUCAGGAUCAAGAAGGUCCACAUGAGACUCCUUUGUCUUCAUGGCCCCCCGAGGGCCCCACAAGGGUCAGAAGACACAAUCUCUGCCCUCCUUGACCUUGGAUUCUAUCUAAUGCAUUAAAAAUGGCAUCCUGAGAAAUGGGCCAGGAGACAAAACAGAGAGAUGAUGUCAGAAUGUACAGAAUGUAAACCUCAUUUAAAGGGACCCAGAAAUGAGUUAUACAUACACACACUUACACCACACACAUAACACACAGCUACUACAGUAAAAUCAUCAACUUAAUAUAGUCACACUCAAGAUUCUUACAUUUCUCUGUUCUCAGUCAUUUCAUUGCUCACAAAACUUAGAAUGUGAGGAUUGUCAACCAAUCGGUGACUUAUUAAGGACCUUCUUAUGCCAAACACGGUGAUAUUUAUUAUUACGUGACAAACACUGUGCUAGAAAAGAUGAAAAAUGAGACAGUCGCUGCCCUCUGGGAGCUUACAUUCUCCUUGAGUGAAGGAGGUAAAACUCAAAUCAGUCCUUUGCUCCUUUUUCACAGCCCUAAUUAAAGGCUUGAGGGAAGGGAAGGCAGGGAGUACAAUGCUAUCUAAGCUAAGGUCUCCACUGAGGGACUUGGCUUAAGGAGUAUCAGGUUAGAUUUUAGUUUUACAAGAUCUCUCUCUCACCUCUCUCCACUAGUGUGGACCAUCAUGGAAUGUCUGUUUUAAAACCACACUAACCCACCAAACUGUAUUUGCCUACCGUGUCAGGCCAAAAGGAGAGGGAACCUAAUCAUAUUUAUUUACCCCUUACCGGGCACUAAUGACCUCUUUCCUGAGAUGAGCCAUCAAGGAGUGACUCUUUUCAACCUUUAUUUUCUAUCUUGUCUCUUAUUUGUUUUACACUUUAUAAAGAAAGCCCUUUUUUCCUGCUUUUUAUGAAUGAAUUUUAAGUUAAAAAAAAAAACCUACAACUUAACAUAUUCAUUCAUUUGGAAAGAAAAUCUCAUCUUCUUUCCCAUAUCCCUCUCUUUCCGUCCUUCUUUCCCCACUCUCCCUGCAUUGUUCACUCCUUAUUUGAGAUUAAGCCUAGGAAAGGAAAUUAGAGGCCUAGCACUGUUAUCUCCUCCCACUCCCUCCCCUCAGCCCAGCUGUCCAGUGAAGGGAAGGCAGCCCCUCCCAGAGGGCUCUCUAUCUCCAUGGCAACGGAGAAAAGGCAGCACCAUGGUCUGGAGGGGACUAGGGUUAGAGGAAAGAGACCCCAUCUACUUUUCUAGGAAGAGUCCUUCCUUUCCUGAAAGCUGAAGGGGCCAGAAGGGGAAGCUCCCAAUAUUUUAACACUUAUUCUAAUUCAUCCAAAAAUUGCUUGUCUAGCCUAGAGUUAAAAAAAAAACUAACAGUUAUUUAUUCUGCCUCAGUAUCCCUUUCUGUCACCCAAAAGCCCAUCAAGGACUUACUGUGAUGAUGUAGCAGCUGGUUUAGGUCCCCUGAACCACAACUGGAAGAGCACGCCGUACUCCGCAACUCAGACAUAGACACCAUUUCCCUAAACUGCCUAACUCACAGGGUGGUUGAGAGCUGGCUUUGUACAGAACCGGAAAAGCCCGACCAUCGCAGGACAGAGGCACAGCAGACUAGCCCGCUUAGUCACAUCCUUAACAGAGCCCGGAGAGUUUAGCUCAGCUUCCAACAAAGCCGAAGCGAUGUCUAAUGAUUAGAACACGAGCAGCUGUGGAAAGAAUUUUAGUUCCCCACCCCAACUAAUCCCCAUUUUUGUGUCAGACCACACACAACACACACACACACACACACACACACACACACACACACACUCACACACACUCACACACACUCACACUUGCUUAACAUUUUCCCCUCCAAAUUGCCACACCACAUCUCCAUCCCUUCUGUUCUCUUUCUGCUUUUCAUCCCACACAGUCAGAGGCAGUGGCAACUCUGAGAAGGGGGCAGCUUUUCCCAUGGGGCAGAGAAGAGGGCUUGCAAAUGGGGCUCCACCAAACAAUUUUGCAUGAGGUUAAGAAUCCAUCAAUGAGACAUCUGCCUCUGCUUGUGGGGGUCUCAGGGGCUGCUAACAAGCUGAAUCCUUGAGAAGCAGCAAGAUUCCAGGAGAGAUGUGCUUUUCUGCAGCCUUUGGUUAUAUUUUAAAAAGCACAACUCCUCUCCUGAGGCAAAUUUCACUUACACCACCACUCAAAAGAAAAUGGCAUUUAUAGAUCAUUACCACAGCCUUUUCUUACAUGUUUGCUUGUGUGGAGUGAGGAAAAAAAAAAAGAGCAGAGCUUUAUGCACCGUCAAAAGGGAAGCAGAACCCAGCCUUGUGAAUUUUGUCACUAAAUGAAUAGCUAGCCCAGAAGAUGCUGCAAAUGCAGGAGCCUGGAUAACUGAAAGCCACCUGAAAGGAGGGGGGGAAAUUAGCUUUCUAUAGAGUGGAGAGGACCAAAAAAUGUAGAACAUGGGCCCCUGUGCUGAUAAUAGUAAGAAUGGUAGCCCUGCUUUUGUCAGCCAAAUGGUUCUGCCAGCCCGGCAGUCCUUUCCUCUGGCUGUCCCCCAAAGUCAUUCAUUCAACCAGGUGCCCCCUUUGUCAAGACAGCUUUGGACCUUGUCAGAAAAAAAUCCUCUCUCUCUCUCUCUCUCUCUCUCUCUCUCUCUCUCUCUCUCUCUCUCUCUCUCUCUCUCUCUCUCUCUCUCUCUCCUCUCUCUCUCUCUCUCUCUCCUCUCUCUCUCUCUCUCUCUCUCUCUCUCUCUCUCUCUCUCUCUCUCUCUCUCUCUCUCUCUCUCUCUCUCUCUCUCUCUCUCUCUCUCUCUCUCCUCUCUCUCUCUCUCUCUGUCGUUGGUUGAAGCAAAAAUACAUGAACUGAAAUCAGAUGAAAUUGUAAAUGCAUGUUGCUCUUGGUAAGAAUGCAGGAUUGGAUUUUGAAGUCUUUUAUUCAAAUCCCAUUCUCUUUUUGUUCUUUUUUGCUGGGUUUCUGUUGUGCUGUGGAAUGGCAUGGGUGCCCUCUGGUGCUGGAGACUCAGUACUGCUCACUUGUCUUCCAACAAUAAAUAAGGAUAAAUUGUUGGAAAAAAUUACACAGAUUUAUAGACAGAUUUUUUUCCCCCAAAUCCUGUUGGGGUUUUUUGUUAGGCUCACCUUUGGAGUUUCUCGUGGUCACACUGAUUCCCGUGUUUUCAGCAUUUGCUUAUCUUAAUGAUUUGAAGCAUUUCCAAGCAAGACAGGGGCAGCAAGCGUGGCAUGGGUGUCACUGGUGAGACAUGGAAUGUAAUAGGAAAUGAGGGUGCCUAGCAUAAAAAUCCUUUCUUGAAACAGAAAUGCUUGAUAUAUUGGCCUUGGCAGCACUUGUCUAGCUUGCCGUGCCAAUAAAGUUAUUGAAAUUGAUUGAAUUCCUUUUGUUCAAGUGGAAAAACUGGACAGAAAGCUAGCAUGUCCCCGAAUGACAGCUAAAUGGGGCAGCUAGGUGAACAGUCUAUAGGAAGUGACGGGUGGGUGGGAACCAAGAAGAAGGGGGGGGGGGGAGUAGGAGAGGAGGAGAGAGGAAUGUUGCCAGAGAAGUCAUGCGCUCACAGAUAGUUUCUUUUUGACUUGUUUUAGGCUCUACAAGUACAGCUGGUCUUUAUUUUCACUCUGUGAUCACUGUGAGCAGUCUGUGGGUUCUUAACCAUUUGGGGGGCCAUUGUUGACAUUGAUGGGCCUUUUCUCUCAAUCAUGUUUCUGAAUGAAGAAAAUAAAAUGCACAGGGAUUACAAAAGAAACCAAUUUUACCAAAAUAGCAUUCUCCAAAAGAAUUUUGUGUUUUUAAGUUCAUGGACCCAAGGUGAAGUGACUUGAAUGCUGUCCUUUAAUGCUAUAUGGAAAAAAACAUUCCUUGCAACUUCAUAAGCAUAUUGGGAAAUGAUCACCAGUCUAGCAUAAAGGAUUUAGUGUUAGAUGUAAGGAAAUCCAUUCUAUCCAAAAGCAAAGCAAAGGGUCACUAAGGAAAUUUUUUGGUAUUUCCUUCUCUGGAAGACCUCACAGGAAUGAGCUUCUCGUUGGAUCUGCCUGAGAUUUUAGAAGCUGGUCAAAUGGACUAGAUCCUUCUCUUCCUUGAAAGGUAGCCCCACAGCAGUCAGAGGAUUAACCCCGUUUGCCAUAAAUCGUGGUACUGAGAAAGCUUUCAAAACUGUUCUGCAUCUAUGUCCCACAUCAGUAUACCCGAGUACAUUUGAAUUCUAGAAGUUCUUUUCAUUUUGUAUGAGUAGUCAAAAAUGUUAAAAAUGUGAUUACUUUUCAUAAUCCAUGUAUUGAGCUGAAUAGGCUGAUGGCUGUUUGAUCUGUGUGCUUUCCCACAUUGUUGCUGGUGUUGUUUUUCAAUAAAAUUUAUAUUCAUUUUUA
Molecule: messenger RNA, 7510 nt
Organism: Monodelphis domestica (gray short-tailed opossum)
Lineage: Eukaryota; Metazoa; Chordata; Mammalia; Didelphimorphia; Didelphidae
Gene: KY
Product: kyphoscoliosis peptidase
Biological process (GO): neuromuscular junction development; muscle organ development
Cellular component (GO): cytoplasm
Source: RefSeq, a predicted model, not a curated record